This is a messenger RNA of Mesorhabditis belari, 1185 nucleotides long. Lineage: Eukaryota; Metazoa; Nematoda; Chromadorea; Rhabditida; Rhabditidae. The record is from the annotation of a GenBank genome assembly.
AUGACCGAGGUUUGGAAAUCGAUUGGCAAGCAUUUUUGCGAGAUAUGUAAGGUAUGGAUGACCGACAACAAAGCGUCAAGGGACUUUCAUGAGAGAGGAUUGAAACAUCAGGCAAUGAUCCAACAGAGGAUAGGUGAAUCCCAGAAGAAGGCACGAGACAGGGAUAAAGAGUUGAUGCAACACAGCUCGAUCAUCGCCCAAAUGGAAGCAGCUGCUGUGGCGCAAGCGGUGAAAUACGGAGAAGAUCUUUACCAUGGCCCUUCGCUUCCUUCUAGUUCUGUAUCGAACAUAUUUGAUCCUCGACAACAUCGUGGUGUUGCUGCAAUGGCCUCCGAGAUCUCGAGAAGAGGGCGCGGAGAUGAGCCCGUUGUGGAUACAUCACAAUUUGCUUUGCCACCUGAUUAUUCGGCUGGGAGUAGUAGUGGCUCCGUUGGGAAAAAAGGCCCGCCUGUUCCCAAGCCUCGAUCAGCGCCCGGUCAGGAAACGUUUGCCGAAAUAUCCGGUGGACCAGUUCGUCAACUUCCAUCUACGUUAACUGGACAAGAUGAAGAAAUUGUAUGGGUGCAAGCCUAUAUGCCUAAAGGAAAAUCAUAUUAUUGGAAUAUCUACACAAAGGAAAAGCGAACUAAAUGUCCUGGGAGCUUUUUGACACCUGAAGAAUAUUUCAAAAGACAACAACUGCUGGAAAUGGCUGGUCUCCCUACAACAGGAGUUGGAUUGGCACCUGGGCAUAUGAAUCGAGCUGCCAAGCGAGCUGCAGCAAAAUCCCAUCCGGACCAACCUAUUAGGCCGAAAAAACAGCCCUAUGUGGAUCGUCAACAAAUUAAGAUUGAACAAGAUGGUGAUGGUGAGAACGAUACUGAAAUCCCACUUCCUGGAGGAUUUAAAGAAGUUAAGGAAGAAAUUGAUGGGGGAACGGACGCCGAAGAUGCAGGCCAAAUUGAGACGGCAAUUGAAGAAGAUUCAGCUGCCCCAAAACCAAGCGCGUUUGGUGCAUGGGUACGUGUCGGAAAACAAGAGAAGAAAGAAACAUUCUUAUCCCCGUUGACCGCGAAAUAUCGAGAACUUGAAGAAAAAGAGGAAGAAAUUCGAAAAGAAAUUGCCGAAAAGGAGCCUAUUAUUGUGCUUGAGGCAAGAAAAGACGGCGGAGGUAUCGACGAAGAAAUCCACAAAGGUCAUCACAUU